AACCCAGGGAGGAUAUGUUCAAUGGUUACCCAUCUCUGGAUUCAAUCUCUCACUUAACGAAAACAACAAAUGCAGGAUGGCACCCGCGAACAGGGCAUGGAUCAGGAGCAAGAUGGCCGCCAUCAAAAAGACGUCUGGUGUCGCCUUUUCAGAAGAGAUCUUCCUCUCCAUCCUCAUCUGUCUCAUCGCUAAGAACAAGCACCUCGUUCUCCAUACCGUCCCGGAGGCUGUUCCUGAGCUCAAAAGCAUUGUCGAGCAGCAUUCUGCUAUCGUAUUCGGACUUACCACGGCGACCAUUGUUUGCCAUGGACAUCAAACCAGAGCAGAUAUUAUUGCUGCCAUCACAGGAAGACACGCGGACACGACUACACAUGCCGGGCCGUCUACACUAUCCGGUCAAUACCAGCUCCCAGCUAACAAUUAUACCAGUGGCGUCCACAACAACCACCACCAUUAUCAUCAUCCUCACCACAGUAGUCAUCAUAAUCAUCAACAAAUACCCUCGCACUUCUACCAGUACUCUAACCCUGCAGACGACUACACUCAGCGGAGCGCAAAAAUACGGCUUGAGAAAUCGCGUCGAUCAACUGCAACGAACCAUUCAGAGGCAUCGGACUACAGUUUUCGGCCUUCAGAGCACAAUGCGGCACCAUCAAUUGCAUCGUUUAGGACUGCAAGCGAAAGAGAUCUUGAUGGAGGGUCAAUCCGGAGAGGGCACCUGCCACUGGAACCGAGUGAAUACUCGCGUGGAGGCGAUGACUCUAGCAUCAAUCUGCGAAGGUCAGAAUCUAGGCCAAAGAGCACGGGCGAUUCGAUGACCGACCACAUUCUUCAAGGCCGUUCACGCAAAGCCAUGGCGACAGAUCCAACCUCGAUCGACAAUCUCAGCAACAGAAGGACGCACUCGCAAUAUGCGCAAGCACUAUCCCAUCUUGGAGGAACGACUCCCUCGGCCACCUCUGGACCUGCUCCUGUAACGCCCGUCGACUUUACGUUCCCGCGGCGGAGACAUGAGAGUACAUCAAACACGGGGGGAUAUGGCGGCACUGGCGGCGAGAUAUCGGGAAUCACAUUUAGUGGGCGGAGGAUUGCUCAGGCGAUUAUUCUGGAUGGACUCGAGAACGCCAGCCAGGAAGUUUACGCUGUCCUAUUGGAGAUGAUUAUCAACAAGGAGAUCAACGACAAAAAUCGAUAUGUGCUUCCUGAUCUUAUCAUCACUGCAAUUUUCAGGUCACCUACCGUGCCUGACAAUGUGCCCAAGCAACUGUUGGAUUACUUUGCAAUCAACGGGACCUAUCAACCCUCGAUACCCCAGCAACGAAUACAGCCUACCCCUGCAAGGAAACAUGCGCUCUUUCGAAGGACAGAGUGGGACGAACUCUCCAAGAGAAUGAAGGCGGUGACGAUAUCGAAUGACAUGAUGCGGUAUAUCCGGGAUGUGAUCGUUGGCGUCAGAACACACGAAGCUGUCCAGGGAGGCUUGACAGCACGGGCAGCACUGGAUUUGGAAGCCAUUAUAAGAUCACUGGCUGCGAUCUUUCAAGUGACCUUCGUGACCCCGGAUCUGGUGACGAUUGCUGCAGAAAAGGUCUUUGCCCAUCGCCUGGAACUCAAGUCAACAAGGCGGCGCAAGAUACUCGCAGCCACUACCUGUGCUUCCUCGUUAACAGUGUCCUCAACGUCCUCGUCUCCGCUGCCUCCCGCGCGCACCCAAAGCAAUGGCAAGACACCCAUGAGAGGUUAUCAGGGAUUUCAGCGACAACAGCAGCAGGGCCAAAUUAAAGUAGAGCUGUGUUCUCAGGGAACGCAGGGACAUGCGCAGGGCAGGAGGGACAGCACCAAUUCAGAUCAAAGCAGCGAAGGUGGUGCCUCUUUUGUCGAACUCUCGGAUUCGGAGGAUAAUUCUUCCAGUGCAGGCAGUUUUGUCGUCAACGAUGUAGAUGAGGACUUUGAGUUGAACCAUGGGGAUCCAGACAUAGUGGACGAGUUUGCGGACGAAAAGACCGCUGCAGACGUUGUGCGGGAUGUUCUCCGGGUAGUUUAUCCUCCUAUCUAGUAGGAUCCAUAAUAAAGCGAUUCUUUCAUGCGA
Messenger RNA from Gamsiella multidivaricata, 2089 nucleotides. RefSeq lists its product as uncharacterized. The record is from RefSeq and is a predicted model, not a curated record. The transcript has 6 exons. NCBI's taxonomy places the organism in Eukaryota, Fungi, Mortierellomycota, Mortierellomycetes, Mortierellales, Mortierellaceae. The coding region runs from base 77 to 2056 and encodes 659 amino acids.